AAUAUUAAAUCUGAUGUCACUUUUUAGCAAAAAUCAACACAAAAUUUGAAAUUUUUGCAUUUUUAAUAGUUUUUACCGAAGAAAUUGCUCUUAAAUCAUGGCUGAUCCCAAAUUUGCCAAUCUGCCUUUCAUCGCACACGACCAACCCGAUGUUUACGAGACAGAAGUCACAGAAGGAGGAACUUCGGAUUUUUACGAAGAAGAGCCCGAAAACGAGUGUAUCGAACGCUUGCACAUCAGCACGAAAGACUCUUUCAACAAGUUCAAGGGCAAAUACUUGACGGGCAAGGUCGAUUUUUCCGAUAGUGUCGGCAAAAAGAUCCGCAUUGGCUACGAUGCUGCUUCCGUGGACUACGAACUUGCGGGCGAGGGUGAAAAAGAGACUCCCAUGCAAAAAUAUCGUCGUUUGCAAUGCGAAAUGGACGAAUUAAUAACGGAAGUUGUGGCGCUGAAGGCCGAACAAACGACCAGCAAGGAGGAAAAGGAAUCUUUCGAGGCAAUCAGUAACGUUGUCGGAGCUUCGAAGAAACUUCUCGAGAGUUUGCGUCUGGAACAGGUGCUCGGAAAAGAAACAACUGCCAAAAACGCGGAUCUCGAUGUGAAAAAUUUACUCAAAGAAGUGGAGGCUUAUAAGAAAAGUGGGGCGGAUGCAUCGGCACCCAUUCGAACGAUCACGGAAAAUGAUUUGGCGCGUUCGACACGAAUUGCGGACCUGGAGCAUCGUUUACAUGAGUUGGAAAGUGUGGUAGGUGCAAAACCCGAUAAGCUGAGUCGUCUUGCGAGUUCUCUCGGGACAACAAAUUUGCUCGAGGCUGUGCAGCAAAUUUCUACAAAGGCAGCGCUUUUGCAACCAUCGCAAUUGGACGUGAUCGAGGGGCGUUUAACGAAUAUCGCGAAUAAAAUGGAUGCCAUCAACGAGAAAGCAAGUGGGACUUCGCAGGAUUCGGCUCGUGAACAGAAGAUUUCUGAGCUUUAUGACAUGGCAAAAGCCGCGGAACAAGUCGUUCCCAUACUUCCGGAUAUCCUUCAACGCAUGCAAGCCUUGGAAUCUCUCCAUAAAUACGCGACCAACUUUAGUAAACUUUUCGCUGAAUUAGAAGCCACGCAAGCCGACAUCUUGAGUGGCGUCUCAAACAACAAAGCCUUGCUCGACGGGGUCCAAGAAGCUUUCGCAAUCAAUUUAGUGUCAAUCAACGAACAAGUGAAGAACUUGGAAGAACGCGUCAAGAAAGUUUCCAUUCCAAAAAAAUAAAUUUCGUAAAUUAUUCUGCUUAAAAAGUAUUUAAAAAUGUAGCUUGAUAUCAAAUAAAAGGCUAAAAAAUGCAUCGUUUUGCAAUAUAAAAUUUAUUUGUUUGA
This is a messenger RNA of Culicoides brevitarsis, 1356 nucleotides long. It is a transcript of the gene DCTN2-p50, whose product is annotated as dynactin subunit 2. Gene Ontology annotation, cellular component: dynactin complex; cytoplasm; centrosome. NCBI's taxonomy places the organism in Eukaryota, Metazoa, Arthropoda, Insecta, Diptera, Ceratopogonidae. The record is from RefSeq and is a predicted model, not a curated record. The transcript is spliced from 3 exons. The coding region runs from base 98 to 1252 and encodes 384 amino acids. Gene Ontology annotation, biological process: mitotic spindle organization.